Messenger RNA from Macrosteles quadrilineatus (aster leafhopper), 1214 nucleotides. Its product is annotated as lactosylceramide 4-alpha-galactosyltransferase-like. The coding region runs from base 110 to 1120 and encodes 336 amino acids. NCBI's taxonomy places the organism in Eukaryota, Metazoa, Arthropoda, Insecta, Hemiptera, Cicadellidae. The transcript has a single exon. Gene Ontology annotation, molecular function: hexosyltransferase activity. The record is from RefSeq and is a predicted model, not a curated record. Gene Ontology annotation, biological process: glycosphingolipid biosynthetic process.
AUGUACUAUUAAUUCUGUAAAGAGAUCCAAUAAGAAAUUAAUUUUCUUUUUAGUAAUUCUUGUGUGCUUUUGCCUCAUCAAGAUCCUAUCGUGUCUCCGAGACCAUAACAUGAAGAAUAUGCACUUUCCUAGAGAACAAGAUCCAAGAACACCAAAAUAUGAAGAGAUUGAAAACAAGCAAAAUAAUGUUUUUGAGGAGUACAUAAAAAUCAGACUAAGUGUCUCGAAUGUGUUUUUUAUUGAAAGUACAUGUAGUAAAUCGAAUGUGUUAAAAGAAAACCAAAUCAAUAGCAAAAUGAUGACGCUUAACCCUCGGCAAGCUUGUGCUGUGGAAUCUGCUGCCAUCACCAACCCCGACAGACCAAUAUACAUUCUAUACACUUGUCCUAUCUCUGACGAUUUCAUAUCUUACUCCCCAAACUUUGUCAAAGCUCUUUUUGUUUACAAGAAUGUUAAAAUUGUUCGCUUGAAUGCUGAAAAAGUCUUUGAACACACCAUGUUGAGACAACUAUACGAAACUAAUAGAGUGGAACGUUCAGACUACCCAGUAGAAACGUUCAGUGAUCUUCUAAGAGUUGCUGUGCUUUGUAGAUUUGGUGGUACUUAUCUAGACCUGGAUACCAUAACAAUCAAGUCAUUGAAUGACUUAGGCUCUAACUACAUCGGACUUGAAAGUUCAAAAUCCAUCAACGGAGCAGUGAUAAACGUUGAACCGUUUGGUGAUGGACACAGUUUGAUGAAGUCUGUUAUUCAAUUCAUCAGUCGCAAUUUCGACAGCAAAGUCUGGGGUGCUAAUGGUCCCGAUGCUUUGACUUGCGUCAUCCUACAAAAAUGCGGCCUCAAGACUAUUAACAAGGCAAUACACAAGUGCAAAGCUAUACAUGUUUUGCCUCAAGAAGUAUUUUACCCUGUGAAUUUCAAAGAAAAGGAUUUACUUUUUAAUAAGGCAAUCGGACCUCAGUUGGUAAGUAAAAUAAAAAAAUCUUCAUAUAUUGUUCAUUUUUGGAACUAUCUCAGUCAUGGAAUUCACGUUGAUGUCAACUCCAAUCAAGCUUAUGGGCUUUUGGCUUCUGAAUUUUGUCCAAAGGUAGUGGAUUAUGUCGGUUCUAGUGUGUUCUAAAAAACUUAUCCUAGAUAAUAUUUAUAGCCUAGGUACUGAUAGCUUUAAUGUUUUUGAAAGAAACAUGUACAAGUGUUUGUUUUGUAAAAUUAAA